Molecule: messenger RNA, 621 nt
Organism: Morchella importuna
Lineage: Eukaryota; Fungi; Ascomycota; Pezizomycetes; Pezizales; Morchellaceae
Exons: 11
Coding region: 1-621 (206 amino acids)
Source: RefSeq, a predicted model, not a curated record
AUGGUUCCUGUAGACAGUUCAGGCGACUUCAAACAUAGGAGCCGUCUCAUCGUUCAAAUCACCAUACAUAUUUUUCUUUUUGUGCGAAUCGCGCGCAUGAGGUUUAUGUUUCCCCGCAGUGCCUCCCUCGCCGACCCUAUUCCCAAAAGGGGCGCGAUCUGCAAUGUGCAUGCUGCAGCACGUUGUGUCAACAUAAUCAUCACCAACCCGGAAUUACGAGAUAGCGAGGCAGGUAAUACUCUAAUAUCCCUGUACUCUAGAGUAGACAGGCGCAUUAAGCAUAUCAUAUCGUUUGUCACACUAUUUGGCAGUGACCUACCUCCGCCAAUGAUAUUGAAUGAGACUGACGUGUCGCAAAUCCUCUGGGAAGAGGCUUUCUCUGCUUCUUGUCUUGGCACCUUUGAGACAUGUUAUAUAAUCAGAAACACCUCUCCAAUCCAGCAGGCAUCAUGCUUGCCAGGGACCACGACUUUCAUUCUCAUAAGCCUCAAGGUUCGCUCCAAGCCGAUAUCCCCCAGAACAGUACAUACAUAUAGUCGAUCUUUUAGGACAUCACUCGGGUUUCCUUUUGUGAAUAUUUUGAGAUUAUCCGUACUAUGUACAUUCCCUAAUCCAAGUUGA